UCGAGUCGUUCCACCGCGCAAGAUGCGUGCGCGCGUUCUCUCCGCGAAAAUUCCUUUUAUAAACUCCGAUUGGAUUUGAUAACAGAAUUUAAAUCUGGAAAUUCAUUUAUUAAUUAUUUAUCUUGAUUUUUUUUAUAUGUGUAUUAAUUCGUGUUUAUUUUUUUAUAAAACUGUUCGCGAGGACCGACUAAAUGUCAAGGUCGAAUUUCGAAGUGAAAGUUACUGAGUGUGUGCUUAUGAUGCGUUAAGAAUUACGAUAACGUUACGAAAGAGUUUAAUAUAGCGUUUCGUAAUUGUGUGGAUAAAUUUGGAUGUAUAUGUGUGUGCCUCGAUAAGGAAAAAAGAUAUCAUAAUGACGAUUCGAAGUAUGACGGUAACAGAUGCGAGAGAUGCAACCACGAAGCAAUGCUGCCAGGGGCCUUACAAGUUCCGGACGAAGUUGCUGAUCACAGGGACUGUGAUCCUAGUGUUCGUGGCCGCCCUCGCCGGGUACCUGAUAGGCAGCUCGGAGCGCAGCAAGCGGAUGAUAGAGCCUCCAGACCCGCUGGUGCCGCCGGGACCGUCAUACUCAGUACUGCGAAGGUUUAAGAAGGCAGCUGUGUGCACCGAUUCGCCACUAUGCUCAGGAGUUGGCAAGGCUAUCCUCCUGAAGAAGGGGACAGCAGUCGACGCCACCAUCGCGGCUAUGUUCUGCAACGGGUUGCUCAACCACCAGAGCAUGGGGGUGGGGGGAGGGUUCUAUAUGACCGUCUACAUCAAGGAUGAAGGGAAGGCCUACGUCGUAAACGCGAGGGAAUCCGCCCCGGGGCAGGCGUCCGCUGAUAUGUUCAAGGGAAACUCUGACAAGGCUACCAAAGGUCCGUUAGCAGUGGCUGUACCAGCAGAGACCCGUGGCUUGUGGGCAGCCUACCAGCAAUGGGGCAAGCUGCCCUGGGCCACCCUGUUAGCUCCCACCAUCAAGAUCUGUGAGGACGGCUACAACAUAUCCAAGGCUCUGUACGAUGGCCUGGAAGCCGCGGCUUGGAUUAAGAACGACCCUCACUUGAGGAAGCAAUACUACGAUUCUUCAAAAGGCAAGUUUUACAAAGUAGGUACGGUAGUAAAACCCAGUACGGAACUGUGCAACAGCCUCAAACGAAUAGCGGAGAAUGGUGGCGAUGAACUGUACACUGGAGCCCUAUCUAAGGACUUUAUUGAAGACCUGGCUGACGUGAAGAGCAUCAUCACAGAGGAAGAUCUGAGGAAUUAUAAAGCAAAAAUAGAAGAACCCAUAAAAGUUACCAUGAGCAACGGGGAUACCCUCUACACGCCCGCUCCACCCAGCAGUGGGAUCGUCCUCGCCCACAUCCUGAACAUUCUCCAAGGGUACAACUUCACGUCAGACGACAUCAAAACCAAUGAUGACAAGAUCCGCACUUAUCACAGGAUUACAGAAGCAUUCAAGUUCGCUUUUGGUGCCCGAACGAAAUUGGGUGACCGCGCAUUUUUGAAUAUUACCGAUCUGCUCGACCAACUAGCAAGUCCCGAUUACGGAGAGCAGAUUAGGCAGCAGAUCAACGAGUCAACAACGAGCAACGACACAGCAGUUUACGGAGCUGAGGAGUACACCGGCCAAGACUCUGGGACUGCCCACAUCUCCAUCGUAGCGGAGAACGGUGACGCCGUAUCGGUCACCAGCUCCCUCAACUUCUACUUUGGCGCAGGAUUCUCUACGAAACGCACGGGGAUAGUGCUAAACAACGUUAUGGAUGAUUUCUCGUCCCCUGGCUUCAAGAACUACUUCGGUUUAUCGCCGUCUCCUGCUAACUUCAUAAAGCCAGGGAAGCGACCACUCUCUUCCAUGGUACCAAGUAUUAUUGUGGAUGACAUGGGCAACGCGAAGUUUGUCGUAGGUGGAUCUGGCGGUACUAAGAUCAUUACUGCUGUUGCUUUGGCAACCAUGCGCAAGAUGUGGUUCAAUCAAUCAAUAAAGGAAGCGAUAGACGAGCCCAGAUUCCACCAGCAGCUGUUCCCCAUGUACAUAGACUAUGAAUACGGCAUCCCUCAGGAUAUCGUAACAGGACUGAGAGCGAAGGGUCAUGGCAUGAAGCGGUAUCGAGGCAGGGGAUCUAUAGUCUGUGCGCUUUACAGAAACAGUUCAGGAAUAUAUGCUAACUCCGACUAUAGGAAAGGCGGUGAUGUUUACGGUACGGACUGAAUUACGCAAAUGAGGUGGAGUAUGCUCCAUACCCUCUCCGGUUGAUUGAGGGGAGGCCUGUGCAGCAGUGGGACCAGUCAAGUGCCGUUCCCGGGAAAGUUCCCACUUUAAAAAAGCGCAAAAGUUAUGUAAAAAAAACCUCUAAAAGCCUCUGAGGCAGAUUGGAUUCUGAUCCUAUCGUGCCCGUACAAGAACAAUUUGAAUAAAGCAGUUUUUACCACAGGAACAUUCCCACUUUGGUAACAUUCCCGGGAACAGCGGAACACUGAAUGGGACGCGUUUAGGCUAAACAGCCUAAAUAUUUGUUUGUUUUAUGUGUUUGUUUAUUGUUAAACAUAGCAUAAACAUGCUAUGUUAGUCUCAAUAAACAAACAACAGUUGACAAAAAAGAAAAUUAAAAUGAAAAACGUCUUACUAGGACGGGAUUUCAAAUCGCAGCUGUCAUACCGCGGCUUGACAAAAGCUACAGGUUCAAGUCCCGUCCGAGUCAAACUUCUUUGAAUUUAAUUUUACUUGAAAAUUUCCCAAAGGACGAAUAAGUUCUUUAAAAACACUUGACAAGUUAGUAGAGAAUGUCCCUUGUUCAAAGAGCGAAUUUAGAGACACUACGCCAGGAAAGGUCGUAAGCAUACUUCCACUAAUAUAUUACUGUCAGGAGGGUUAAAAAGGCCACAUCGAAGCAACUCAUCUAAAAAAACAAUAUUGCUAUUUGACAUUUGUUUGCAUUGCACAAAUGUCAAUUUGCAAUAUUUCUUUUAAGGCAUUCUCUGUUAAUUCGUCAAACGCACAUCUCCGUAGUUUUUUUGUAUUUCCCAGUAAGUAAUAGGUGUAAUAGGUAUUUAUCUACUUAAAUUAUGAGCAUGUGAAACGCGAAUUUGUAAGAAUGUAAGAAGAGUCGAAUAAGAAAAUCUAAUGUGAUAAAUAGUGAUGGACGUAUAUAAAAUGUAUUUAAAUCUUCACUUAAUUGAAUCUCUUGAACUGACGUUAACAUGUGGUAAGCUUAAAAUACCUACUUUGAUGUAUAUUAUCAUUGAUGCAAGUACAAAAUCCUAAGUCCAAAGCUUUUUUAGCUGCUUUUAAACAUUUGAAAUUAAUGAUAU
Messenger RNA from Pectinophora gossypiella (pink bollworm), 3297 nucleotides. Its product is annotated as glutathione hydrolase 1 proenzyme. Gene Ontology annotation, molecular function: glutathione gamma-glutamate hydrolase. Gene Ontology annotation, cellular component: plasma membrane. NCBI's taxonomy places the organism in Eukaryota, Metazoa, Arthropoda, Insecta, Lepidoptera, Gelechiidae. Gene Ontology annotation, biological process: glutathione catabolic process. Bases 353 to 2197 code for a protein of 614 amino acids. The transcript has 11 exons. The record is from RefSeq and is a predicted model, not a curated record.